Messenger RNA from Lasiodiplodia theobromae, 1056 nucleotides. Its product is annotated as Short-chain dehydrogenase/reductase SDR. The transcript has a single exon. The coding region runs from base 1 to 1056 and encodes 351 amino acids. Lineage: Eukaryota; Fungi; Ascomycota; Dothideomycetes; Botryosphaeriales; Botryosphaeriaceae. The record is from RefSeq and is a predicted model, not a curated record.
AUGGCCCCCUCCGUCCGCGUCAUGCACGAGUUCCUCAAAUCCCAACUCUGCGUCACCGUCCCCGAGCCAACCACCAGCUUCGCCGACCGCGUCGUCAUCGUAACAGGCGGCAACGUCGGCCUCGGCCUCGAAACAGCCCGCACCAUCGCGCGCCUCGGCGCCGCCAAAGUCAUCAUCUCCUCUCGCUCCACCGCCAAGGGCGAAGAAGCGCGCAAAUCCAUCCUCGAAUCGCUCCCAGCCGACGAGAACAAGAGCCACGACGGCUCCCGCAUCGAAGUCUGGCCGCUGGACCUGUGCAACCACGCCUCCGUCCGCGCCUUCGCCGCGCGCGCCAACGCGCUCCCGCGCCUGGACGCACUCAUCUGCAACGCGGGCAUGGCGACGAUGAACUUCUCCAUGGCCGAGGGCCACGAGUCGACCAUCACGACCAACGUGAUAUCGACCUUCCUCCUCUCCCUCCUGAUCCUCCCGGCCCUCAAGCGCACCGCCGCCGCGACGCGCAGCCUCGCGCACCUCGUCAUCGUCUCGUCCGACGUGCACUUCUUCACCGACUUCGCCGAGCGCAAGCACGCCGCCGGUGCUCCCGGCAGCCUCUUCGCCGCGCUGCGCGACGAGCAAAAGUCCGACAUGAUGGACCGCUACAACGUGUCCAAGCUGCUCGAAGUCUUCGUCGUGCGCGAGCUCGCCGCCUUGACGGGUAACAGCAACAACAACAACAACAACAACCCCUACCCCGUCGUCAUCUCAGCCCCCAACCCGGGCUUCUGCACCAGCGAGCUGCGCCGCGAGGCGUACGAGGGCUCCUUCGCCAUCCGCCGCGGCAUGCGCCUGAUCGAGGCCAUGCUGGAGCGCACGACCGAGGAAGGAGCGCGCAACUUUGUGCACUGCGCCGCCGCCGGGACCGACUUCCACGGGCAGUACGUCAGCGAUGGCGUGCCCAAGGAGCCCGCGGCGCUGGUGCUGAGCGAGGAGGGCGGGAGGCUGCAGAAGCAGGUGUGGGCCGAGCUGAGGGAUAUCCUUGAGGGGAUUGAGCCGGGUGUCACGGGCAACAUCUGA